AACUUUACAGCUGAUAUGUUCUGUGUGGGUUCUUCAGGCUUCAGGAGGAAAGCGAGUGAGUGAGGGUUUGUGUUCCAGCUGCAGACCUUCUCUCACCGAGCUGCUCCUCAACUCUUUAUCUCUUGAACCUGCACAUUCCAUCAAGUGGACUGAAGAACAGGAACCUUCCUGGUGGGGUGAGAGCCGAGGUCCUGCAGGAAAGUGAAGAUCGGAUCUUCUGCUGGAUUCAAUCCUUCACAUCGAAACGCUCGCGUCUCUCUGCGCUUCAUCAUCAGAUCAAGAGUUUCCUUCACACUGUGGUGGAGACACCAGAACCACCAGAACCAGCAGAACCAGCAGAAACACCAGAACCAGCAGAACCAGCAGAACCAGCAGAAACACCAGAACCAGCAGAACCACCAGAAACACCAGAAACACCAGAACCAGCAGAACCACCAGAAACACCAGAAACACCAGAACCAGCAGAAACACCAGAACCAGCAGAACCAGCAGAAACACCAGAAACACCAGAACCAGCAGAAACACCAGAACCAGCAGAACCAGCAGAAACACCAGAACCAGCAGAAACACCAGAACCAGCAGAACCAGCAGAAACACGCACAGCAGAUUGAUCUUCUUUUAUUUCACUGGUGUUCUUUACAAACGGGAUCAGAACCAAGAGCAACGGGAUGAAGAGGACCAGCUUCCUGCUGAUGUGUGGAGUCGUGCUGAGCUUCAGUCGGGCUCAGCCGGAGGAGCCGCCGGUGGAGGAGGAACAUGUGGAGCUCUUCACCACACCAACCACUAAGUUGGGUGCCGCCACCUCCGACUUCGGCUACAACCUGUUCCGAGCUCUGGCGAGUCGCGAUGCCACGACCAACGUGUUCCUGGCGCCCAUCAGUGUGUCUGCAGCGCUGACCCAACUGUCCAUGGGAGGUUCUGAGCUGGCGGAGCGGCAGCUGUUCCGGGCUCUGAGGUACCACACCCUGCAGGACCCCCAGCUCCACAACACCCUGAGGGACCUGCUGGCCUCCCUGCGCUCGCCGGGCAAAGGCCUGAGCAUCGCGGCCCGUCUCUACCUGGCUCGACGACUUCGUCUGAAGCAGGAGUUCCUGGCGCUCGUGGAGCAGCAGUAUGGCGUUCGUCCAAAGGGAGUGCCGGUCGGAGCCAAAGAACUGAAAGAAAUCAACGAAUGGGUUUCUCAGGAGACCGGCGGGAAGGUGCAGCGCUUCCUGGCCAAGUCCCCCUCCAGGAACCCCUCAGUGAACACCGUGAGCGCCGCCUACUUCCGAGGGAGGUGGGUCACUCGCUUCAGUAACAGUGGAGUCAUGGACGACUUCCAGGUGGACGGCGCGACACCUGUUCGCAUUCCCAUGAUGCAGCAGGACAACUAUCCUGUGAAGAUGGGAGUUGACUCAGACCUGAGCUGCAAGAUCGCUCAGAUCCAGAUGCAGAACGAGGUCAGCAUGUUCGUGUUCCUGCCGGACGAGGUGACGUCCAACAUGACGCUGCUGGAGGACAGCCUGACCGCUGAGUUCGUCCAGGACCUCUCCAUGACGCUGCUCCCAGCCCAGGUGUCCCUCACUCUGCCCACCCUGAGGCUCAGCUACUCCACAGACCUGCUGCCCCUGCUCAGCGACCUGGGUCUCACUGAUUGGUUGGAGAACCCGCAGCUGGAGAAGAUCUCAGGUCAGGCCACCAAGCUCACCAGCGUCAAUCACAAGGUCGUGAUGGAGACAGCACCUGAAGGCAACCAGUACCCGGGCGCCACCUCGACCCCCAACCACCUGACCUACCGGGUGGACCGCCCCUUCCUCUACCUGAUCCGGGACGACGUGUCCGGGGCGCUCGUCUUCAUCGGCAGAGUGGUCAACCCCCAAGGCCUGAGGAUAUAAGACACAUUCCCAUAAUGCAUUGCCCAGCCAUU
Messenger RNA from Pleuronectes platessa (European plaice), 1906 nucleotides. It is a transcript of the gene serpinf1, whose product is annotated as serpin peptidase inhibitor, clade F (alpha-2 antiplasmin, pigment epithelium derived factor), member 1. The record is from RefSeq and is a predicted model, not a curated record. NCBI's taxonomy places the organism in Eukaryota, Metazoa, Chordata, Actinopteri, Pleuronectiformes, Pleuronectidae. Gene Ontology annotation, molecular function: serine-type endopeptidase inhibitor activity. Gene Ontology annotation, biological process: negative regulation of angiogenesis; negative regulation of endopeptidase activity. Bases 669 to 1874 code for a protein of 401 amino acids. The transcript is spliced from 8 exons.